GUGUUUUAAAUAAGCGCGCGCCCUCUUAAUCGAGCCUUUCUCACGCAUGCGCAGUGUAGGCGUCUGGUGGCAGUGGUUGGCUUCACACUGCAGAUAUGUUCAUUCCGAUGCCAUACAUUGUCGAGGUGAAUACAUUUUUUUUGCUGAUUUCCGUGACGACAAUCAACAAAUGUAUGUACAAUAAAUGUACGUAUUUCUUUUGCGGAUUACGAGGGCAAAUCAAAAAAUGUCUAUUUGAAUCUUUGGCGAAUCGUGAACAUCAAUUUGUCGUUUGCUGUAUAGCCUAAAACGGAAACGGAACACCAGCACGAGAUAGAAAAAGACGGAAGUAGGUUUCUCGCCACCAUUUCACGCCACCAUUUCACGCCACCGUAUCUCGCCAUCCUUUCUCGCCAUCGUUUCUCGCUACCGUUUUUCUUUCAAGGAUUGUUUUAAAACGUGAAUACAUUUUUUUUGCUGAUUUCCGUGACGACAAUCAACAAAUGUACGUAUUUCUUUUGCGGAUUACGAGGGCAAAUCAAAAAAUGUCUAUUUGAAUCUUUGGCGAAUCGUGAACAUCAAUUUGUCGUUUGCUGUAUAGCCUAAAACGGAAACGGAACACCAGCACGAGAUAGAAAAAGACGGAAGUAGGUUUCUCGCCACCAUUUCACGCCACCAUUUCACGCCACCGUAUCUCGCCAUCCUUUCUCGCCAUCGUUUCUCGCUACCGUUUUUCUUUCAAGGAUUGUUUUAAAACGUGAAUACAAUUUUUUUGCUGAUUUCCGUGACGACAAUCAACAAAUGUACGUAUUUCUUUUGCGGAUUACGAGGGCAAAUCAAAAAAUGUCUAUUUGAAUCUUUGGCGAAUCGUGAACAUCAAUUUGUCGUUUGCUGUAUAGCCUAAAACGGAAACGGAACACCAGCACGAGAUAGAAAAAGACGGAAGUAGGUUUCUCGCUACCGUUUCUCGCCACCAUUUCACGCCAUCGUUUCUCGCUACCGUUUUUCUCUCAAGGAUUGUUUUAAAACAUUCUGGAGUCAAACUUGUUUGUAAUUCCUUAUGGUCAUCGUCAACCAAAAACGAUCGCCACCGUUUCUCGCCAUCCUUUGUCGCCACCGUUUCUCGCCACCGUAUGUCGCCAUCCUUUGUCGCCACCGUUUCUCGCUACCGUUUCUCGCCACCUUUUCUCGCCACCAUUUCUCGCCAUCGUUUCUCGCCACCGUUUUUCUCUCAAGGAUUGUUUUAAAACGUUUGGAAUAUUUGCCAGGAGACAAAGAAAAUGAAGCGAAAGAGGCAGUCAAUAACAUUAAAGGAUUUUCUACCUUCUUCAUCUACUUCUUUAAAUAAUACUUCAAAUUCUUCAAAAUGUCCUGCUACUGCUGCAUGUGGGAAUAGUUCGAAUAAAAAUAAGGAAAAUGCGAAACGACGUCGUGCCGAUAAAGAUAAGAAGGAUACCAAUUUAAAGAAGACUAAGAAAGAUGAUUCUUUGGAAAAGAAUAAAAAGAAAGUUACUAAAAAGAGAACGGCGAACAAUGAGGAAGAUGAAGAACCUCCUAUGGAUGAGAGAAAAAGGAAGCGACUCAAACGAUUGGGAACUCGAAAGUCAACUGUCAAAAUAUUCUUGGGCACCAUAUGUAAAUCAAAUGCCGUAAAGGAGAGAAUAAUUGAAGAUGCGAAAAUAGUAUCCAGAAUGAGAAUAGAAGUCUCUUUGAUGGCGUUGCAGUCUCUUUAUCAUGACACAAAUCAUUAUUUGCUUGAAAAGUGGACGAACGAUGGUCCCAAUUAUUUAGAACUCUUUAUUGCGUUGAAAAGAAAAAUAAAUACUCAAGUUGUUCGAGAUCCUCAGUUUGUAGCGCUAAUCGAAGAAUAUAAAGUGACACGUGGCAAUAUGCCACUUUACGAUUGUGAAUAUCGUUCGGCCAUUAUUCAAGAAGAAGCUCGUAAAAUGAAUCGUGAAUUUAAAACAAGUUUCUUGAAACAUUUCGAAAGUAGAUUGACGAGAUUGGUUCAACAUCUUUUGUCAUCUAAAGAUAAUGCUUCAAACUCUGAUGCUUCAAACUCUGAUGCUGCCGAUGACGCGGAAGAAGAGAAUAUUGUGAAGGAUGCUCUUGAUAAUGAUGACGAUGAUGAUGCGGAAGCUGAGAGAAUUUUAAAAAUGGCAAGACGAGAGAGACACAAUGAAAAGAAGCGAAGGAAUCGCAAAAAAUUCAAAGCAAAACGUCGCAAACUAAAAAGGAUUGAAGCAACAGCAGCAGCAGCAGCAUCGAGAGAAGAAAACCAUCGUAGGACUGCCAAAGAAAUUGCAAAUUUUAAAAUUCAAGAAAGAAGAGAAAAUCGUGCCAAGGACAAUUCACAUCGUGAGAAAGUUUUUUCAAAAAGAAAAACUCGAAAAAGAAGAAAACAUCCAAAAACUCAUGGGAAAAGAAAGGAUAUUGCCUUAAAGAGUAGGUGGUCGAGCUCUGCAAGUAGAAUUCGCAACAACACUGUUAGCACGAGAAAAGAAGCUAUUCAAGUUGUUGAAAAUCUUCUCAACAACAAUGAUUGCGACAUUGCCGAAUUUAAUAAUUUUCUGAAUCCUCAAGAAAAGUUGAAUUUUCAAAACAUGAAACGAGACGUAAACGACGAUGGUGAGGAAGAUGAUCGCAAUUCUGAAUGGACAAAAUUCAUUCCAUUCAUGAUACGUGUUCAACAAUACUUUCACGACAACAAUAUUCACAAUUUUGUUCUUGUACCGCAAGCUCAACUCGGCAUUGCACAUGUAUUGUAUUCCAAUACAGGUCUGGAAGAUUUAAAGAGGGGUGCCGAGCAGGAUGUAUUUUUGAAAAAAGAAUUGCAGAUAAGGCGGCAGUCAAUUCCUUUUAAACAGAAGCAACUUCAAAUCAAAGAGGCAAAAACUUGCAAGAAUGUAGAAAUCAAUCGAUUUUUACAAAUCAAGAAUAAAAUUCAAAGAUGGGAGUACAUGUUUGACAUUUCCAGCGCGGAAAGGGGCAAAGUUGGUGCAUUUGCUGAAGUGAUGACAACAAAUGGCGUCGAUGCUUCAAUAAUAUUUAAUGUUCCAAAAAUGGAAUCUGUUGAAGAAAAGGAAGGCCCUGCUCCGGAAACUCGUUUCAAAGUCUUUUAUGGUUUCGAUCCCGGCAAGAAGGCGACAUUGGGUGGUGUAAGAAGAGUUCGUGGUGCACAACCGUCAAUGGAGGACAAAUUGAAGGAUAAUCACAUUUAUUUAAAGAGCAGCAGUUUUCGUUGGCAGAUGAAUGAUUUCAGAAGAAGGGAAAGAAAAAAGGAAUUUGGUCUGGAUCUUCAAAAAUAUUAUAAACAGUACGUGCUUGAAAAUCCAGAAAGAAUGGCCAAUUUUUCAAAUACCAAUCCGCGAGAUUACAAGAGAAUCAUCGAGUAUAAGCUGCAUCUGUUCGAAAGAUUUCAAGAGUUGCACGAGCAAAAAUGUGUGGUGCGUUUAAAAAUGGACAAAUAUAUUUCGCGUCAGAGGGAAUGUGAAAAAUUGGUGAAUUUCUUCAUUGGAGACACUUUUCAAAAACCUUGUUUUGUGGCUUUUGGUAAUGCAUCAUUACCAAACUUUACACGUGGCUACGUUGGUACAGCGUUGAAUCAAUUGAAGAGAACGUUUGUUAAUCGAGCAAAACAACUUGGUGACAAACGCUUGAAAUUCGUUAAAGUAAAUGAGUAUCACACGACUGCGCUGUGCAGCAAUUGCUGCUUUGAUGUGAUAAAAUCCAAGAGUCCGCACAGAUUUCUGCAGUGUAAUAAAUGCCGCACUACCUGGGAACGUGACAUUAACGGUGGACGAAAUAUUCUAAACGUGGGACUCAUCGAUGAGGGAAUAAUCCCCAAGGAAGCACCAUUUGACGAAGCGACUUUCCAUUAUAGGAAUAAUUAAAUUUUCUACACCUUUUUAUCAUUCGACGCCUUUCUUAUUGGUGUUAUCGUCACAACUUUGUUUGUUCACCGUCUUCAUCAACAAAUCAACGAUUCAAAAAAAAAAAAUUAUAUUCGCGCCUGGCAGCCCUCGAGGAAGUGGGGACACUCUGUUCUGCACCCUAGAGGCGGCAUAUCGGGUCUUCAAGUUUACUUGAUUGCAAGCUUUCAUGCGUACUGGCCCCUUAUGGCUAAAUAAGGGGAGAAGGGACCUCCUCAUUAAUUCUUAUUAUCACUAUUGAUAAGAAUCAAUAAUGAGGAGAGGGAUUUUUUUAAUUUUUCUUAACGUUUCAUUUUUUCAAUUUUUAACAAUUUUAAAUUACUCUGUUUCAUUUUUCUUUAACAAUACUUUUUUACCAUAGUUUUUCUUUUUUUUAUUUUAAAAUUCAAAUAAUAAUUUUUUUUUAAUUCGAUCCAAACAUGACCCUAACAAGUAAUAAUAAGGAUCACAGCCAUACAGCCAUAGCUUUGAAUACGAAUGUCUCGUUCGUAUUUUUUAAGACCAGUGUAAUUAUAACGUUUAUUAGUAACAUAAACUCACUUCCAACUAUUCGCUAAUCGACUACGCACAUUCAUUAAAUUGAAUUGUCAAAUUUCUUUAAGUCGUCUUAUAUAAAAAACAAUACAACAACUUCCAAAAACAAAACUAAAUCAUUUAAUAUUUGUUACAAUUUGGUGAUAUAAAAUAUAUUAUUUAAUAACCACAAAAUUGCAGGUGAGAAAUAUUACCUAAUAUUAAUGAUAAAAUCAUAAUCAUAAUAUUACAUUGUAAAUUAAUUGUAACGAGCGACUGUUUGUUGAAUUACGAGUCGAUAAUCUUUGCCCUCUGCAAAAAAGGAAGGUUUCAGACUAUGAGAGCUAAUAAAGAAUUAAUGAAAAUUCUUUAAGUAAAAACUCUCGCUUACGUUACAAAUGCACUAUUAAGAGACAACAUCGAUUUUACAGUACUAAAUUCUACUGUACGAUAUAUCUAUCUUCUACCUAUUUCAAGGACUGAAUUCACUCAUUUCUUAAUCAUCUUUUGUCAAUAUGAAAAGAAUAUGAAUCUUUUAGAAAUUAUAAAGAACCUUUCAAAUUAUUAUCUUUCAUAUAAUGAAACAAACGGAGUAAUUUAUUAACAGACGACCAAACCAAAAAUUAUUAAAUUUAUUGGCAUUUAAAAAAUUCAGUUUGAAAAAUUGAAUAAGCAAUAUGGUAAUGAAAAAAAUUGAUUGACUGGAUGAUGAGAAAUGGGAAAUAGUGAAAAAGUCUAAGCUACGGCUAAGUAGUUAGGAGGGACCGUGAUAUCGGACGUUACUUCACUUAAAUCAUCCUAGGAGGCUAACAAACUACUCCAAAAUUUAUUGUGGACGCGACUUUUUCUACUGUCUUCUAAAAUUUUCUUUACCAUAUAUAAUCAAACAACUAUCUAUCAAACAAUUGUCUUUUCACGAUUAAACUCACAUCAAUUAAUCUACAUACUACAUUUCUAAACGAGUUUCAAGUUUACAUUAAGAAAAGGAAUUAAUCAUCUAUUUUACAUUUAAAAUAACUAUUUUCCAGAUAAUUCAAAAAUAUUUCCCACUAUUGAAAUUUUGAUUCAACAUUUUGAUAACGUUUCAUGGUAAUUUUUAGACUCGGCCCUUUUUAUAAUAAUUAUUAUGUACUUCUCAACAUAAAAAAGAUUUAUAAAAUAUUUAUUAAGGUAUCUAUACAAUUUUAAUUGAUUAGGUACUAUACCAUUAAUUUUAUUUGUAAAUAAUUAUUUUUUUUUUAAUUACUUAUUCAUUGUUGAAAUUGAAACUGAACUACAAUAAACCAGCAGUUAUUUUUAAUGAUACUCUCUGAAACUGAAUCAGUGAAAUUUCACUGAAGAUCAGUUGAAACUGAUUGAAAUAUCAGCCAUUUUCCACUGAUUCGCUAAUUAAAAAAUAAAAUAAAUAAAAAUUUACUGAAAUAAAUUAAUUGAGAAUGACAACUAAAUAUGAGUAAAUAUCAAAAGAACUUUCAACAACAAAACAUUUGAGAUGUUGGAACAUUUAUAGUUCAUCAGCAUAACUAAUUAAAGGAUGUCGAUAAAGAACGUUUCGAAAAAAUUGGCAUAAAUUUAUUUGUAGCGUUUUAUAAAUCUAUGUAUAUACUAUGCAUGCAUAAUAUAUUCAAAGGCCUAACGGACAUAUUAUUAAGAGAAAUCGCGAGAUUGGCAGUGCAAAAUAUACUACUUAUUAAUUUAUGAUAAUAAUAUAUAGAUAACAAAGAAACUCAAUAGAACUUUAACGAUCUCUUGCGUUUCGGAAGGUAAAUAAAAAGACGCCAAAGUAUUUACCUCGGUAUUUACGGGACAACUAUAAUUCUGCAUUCUCUUAAAAAAGAUCACAUUCUUCUUUCUACGACCAUUCUACCUACAGGAAUGUUAACCAUCCAAUGGUGCCCCAUUAUGUUUAUGUCCCUUCACCUUAUUUUGAGAACCUCGUAAAUGAUAAAAGGACUAUUUUCACUCAGUCGCUAAUGAAAACAAACAAUUGGAAAUUUUUUCAAGAAGUAGAAUUUCAUUCUGUUUGAUAUAUAGCUUUUUUCUCUUCUUUUAAUUACAGUUUCGAGAAUGUAAAAAUUCAUUUUUAAACCGAUAGAAGCGCGAAACAUGCAAAAGCCAAUAAUCUACACAUUGAGAAUUUUUCAAAGAUAUUAUUUAUAUAUAUAUAUAUAUAUAUAAAAUUUUUCGCGACUGUCAUUAUAAAUUAAAAAAAAUUUUCCACAAGAAAAAUUCGAGACUCUCGAAUCGCGGAAAAUUAUCUACAAAACCCUGUCAUUUUCCCACGCUAUUUAAAUUUUUUAUUGAAUCAUUUUCAUUUGUAUGCCUAGAUUAAAAUUUUGUUUUAUAUAUAUGUUUUUAUAUUUACAAUGCGCUCAAAACGCUGACAAAUUCAUUGAUUCAAGUAAACGACUAGAUGAUCUCAAAAAGAUUUGUGACUAAGAAAAAGACAAUAUUUGCUUGAAAUUAGGAAACAUGUUUCACAUAAACUUCUGAACACAGAAGAAGAGAAGUCAUUUAGGUUUUCUGAUUCCUUUUCAAUUUAUUCUUUUUCAUUUGAGAAAAGCUGAUUGCAAAAUAAUACAUAUUUUCAAAGUAAUGAAAAAAAAUCUCAUAAAAUAUUUUCAUUUAUAUUAUUUUCUAGAAACUUAUUAAUGAAGAAAGUCACUUUACUGCAGUAAAGUUUUAUAACCUUAAUUUUUUCUGUAAAAUUUAUUUUCUUUAAUGGAAAUACUUUAAAAAAUACAACAUUUCACAUUCUAAAACAAUAAUACAUGUAUGAAAGAAAAAAUAAUUGAAAUUUAAUGCAAAAUCUUCAAUUUUAAAAACCAUAACAUACUUCAAAUAAAUGAAUAAAUAUAUAUAUAUAUAUGAUGAAUAUAUUAUUAGAAAAGACUGUAAAAGUCUAUACACGAUGAAACUAAUCGAGUUAUUCAAGCAACGACUAAUUACAAUUGAGCAUUCUAAUCUCUCUCAAACUCUUGACACGAUAAUAAGUUUCUACUCUUUAGCAAAAAUAAAUAUCGUGUAAUAUUGCUCUAAUAUUUUACGAGAUGAUCCCGAUCAAGAGGUUUCACAGUAACGCAUAUAUUUUAUAUAUAUUUUAAUAUUUCAUAUAUUAAAUAUGUACAUUGACAUAUGAUGAGCAUGCAAAAUUGUUUCUCAAAAAUUUUCACUGUUUUACCCCUUUAUUCUUUUUUGCAAUUAAUUUAAUUAUAUUUUAAAAAUUAUUAUUAUAAAAAGUUAAGAAAUUUAACUAAUUUUCAAAAUAUUCUAUCAAGUUUUUUCAUAAUUUAAUAAGAAAAUGAACCCUUUAUGAUCGUUCCUACAAAAAUUAGUCCAAGUAAAUUAUUAGAAUUCUGAUUGAAAAAUAAAUUGUUACUGAAUUAUGUAAUGCGAAGAAUAAUAAGGUAAACUGUUGAGUGAAAUAUUCUAGGCUAAUUCCCAGAAUAUAAAAAAACUCUCAAGGGAAUUUGCUAAUAGCUAAUACUUUUUUUACACCCCUUUUCAUUUCUUAUAAAGGAGAUUAGCUUUUAUCACACGCACCAUGAGACUUGGUAGGAAACGACGAACACGAAUAAUUUUACUCCCUCCACAUCUGAAUAAGUGGAAUUUCACUUAAAGUCCUUCUCUUGUCUUCAAUUACAUCCUACUUAUAAUGAGUGGUACAUAUUACACACUGUAAACACUGUAAACAAGAACAGGGCUCAGAUAUUCAAGUGAAAUUCCACUUACUUACAUUGAAAGAGUUUAAAUUAUGAAUAAAAAUUGUUUGAAACACUUAAAAACUAGUACUUUGGUAAAGACUCGAUCACUUUUGUAUAAGAUUUUCAUAUUAUACAUACAUUGCUUAGGUAUCGUUCGUAAUUUAUUAUUAGCAUUAAACGUCAUAUAGUCACUUACCAUCUAAUUAAUUUACAUACUUAGUUAAAGACUACCAUGGACGUAUCGCAUUUUCGUAAGGUGCCUCAAGUCUUUCGCUUUUUCUUAAACGUACAACAAACAAACAAACAAACAAAAUAAAUAAAUAAAUAAAUAAAUAAAAACAAUAA
Molecule: messenger RNA, 8473 nt
Organism: Leptopilina heterotoma
Lineage: Eukaryota; Metazoa; Arthropoda; Insecta; Hymenoptera; Figitidae
Exons: 10
Coding region: 1260-3872 (870 amino acids)
Source: RefSeq, a predicted model, not a curated record